AUGCAAUUCAUUAACUUCCUCGCCGUCCUCGUGGCACCCGCUCUGGUUGCGGCCACCCUCGACCCAGCCUCAUCAAACAGCAAGGGUUACAAGCCUAGCAGCUUGAACUGCAGUGCUGCCAAGGUUUCCAAAGCCAUUCAAGCGGCCGAGUGCUCCCACAACACUCGCACCUCUACGACCCAGACAUUCGCCGUCUUCGAGACUGACCACCAAUACGAUUCCAACAACGGUGCUCCCUACGGAACUUGCAGUGCCUACACCUGCACUGCCCCUACUAGCUCGGAGUUAGAGGAGAACUCUGACUACUGGGUCUUCUACUGGGGUGACGAGGGAAAGAGCACCGGAUACGGCACAACCUGUAUCAAGAACCCCCAGACUGGAGAGUGUGGUUGCGAGAACUCCGAUGGCACUUUUGUUUCUGGCAGUGACAGCUGCACUUAA
This is a messenger RNA of Penicillium salamii, 441 nucleotides long. NCBI's taxonomy places the organism in Eukaryota, Fungi, Ascomycota, Eurotiomycetes, Eurotiales, Aspergillaceae. The record is from the annotation of a GenBank genome assembly.